Messenger RNA from Tachysurus fulvidraco (yellow catfish), 4187 nucleotides. It is a transcript of the gene epn3b, whose product is annotated as epsin 3b. Gene Ontology annotation, cellular component: plasma membrane; endosome; clathrin vesicle coat. Lineage: Eukaryota; Metazoa; Chordata; Actinopteri; Siluriformes; Bagridae. Gene Ontology annotation, biological process: endocytosis. The record is from RefSeq and is a predicted model, not a curated record. The coding region runs from base 397 to 2103 and encodes 568 amino acids. Gene Ontology annotation, molecular function: clathrin binding; phospholipid binding. The transcript is spliced from 10 exons.
CUCUCUCUCUCUCUCUCUCUCUCUCUCUCUCUCUCUCUCUCUCUCUCUCUCUCCUCUACUCUUUCUCCUACACGCUGCGUAAGCAAGCAUGAGAGCACGACACAUCAGGUUCUCUCCGUUCUUACAAGUGAAAUGCUGCACCCGAGGGAGGAGUAACGGGUAGGGUGGGUUUUCUUUUUUUUUACCCGAGUACCGCGUGUUGUGGAUCAGAGCAUCGCAUGCUCGUUUUCUCUCUCUAUCUAGGUCCCUCACUUCGGCACUCCAUCCUGAAGCACACAGAGGAGAGCGAGUGAUGCUGGAGACACGUUCCUGAGUCUCAGCCUUUUUAGAGUGGGACUUUACACAAAAUAAAGAGCCACCAAGACUUGGACACACACUCACACGCUUACUGUAGCCAUGACAACCUCGGCCCUGCGACGGCAGGUGAAGAACAUUGUACACAACUACUCGGAGGCUGAAGUGAAAGUACGUGAGGCGACCUCCAAUGACCCCUGGGGUCCGUCUAGCUCUCUUAUGUCGGAGAUUGCCGAGCUGACGUUUAGCGUAGCUGCGUUCAGUGAGGUCAUGGCCAUGGUGUGGAAACGCCUCAACGAUCACGGCAAGAACUGGAGGCAUGUCUACAAGGCCCUGACCCUGCUUGAUUACUUGGCUAAGACGGGUUCAGAGCGUGUAGCGCAGCAAUGCCGUGAAAACGCCUUCACCAUCCAGACUCUGCGUGACUUUCAGUAUGUGGACCGGGACGGGCGUGAUCAGGGCGUGAAUGUGCGUGAGAAGGCCAAGCAGCUUGUGGCAUUGCUCAGGGAUGAGGACAGACUCAGACAAGAGAGGGCACUGGCACUGAAGACCAAAGAGCGGUUAGCAAGCGCAGGUGGUGGUGCAGGGUCAGGUACAGUGCCUCCUUCGUACCUGAAUAGGAGGAGCAGCCAGCCAAGCAUGGCUGCACUGUAUGGAGAGGAGUUCAGUCGCUCCAGAGGAUCUCCAUCUUCCUUUACCUCAUCUCCUUCGUCUCCAAGAGCCUCUGAUCUGGAACACUCUCGACCUCAAACCAGCGGAGAGGAAGAGCUGCAGUUACAGCUGGCACUUGCAAUGAGUCGAGAGGAACACCGCAAAGGUCAUGACGAUGAACCCCAAGUUGAAAAAGUUGUAGACAAGGGCAGGAAAGGCAGUGGAUCCAGACAUGGAGAGUCAGCCAUGAUUGAUUUGGUGGACAUAUUUGGAAAAUCAGGACAAACUGAAGCACCAACCAGUGAUGAUCUCUGGGAUGCCCAGCCCUCCUGCCCUUUAACCUCUGAUCCCUGGGAUACUGUUGUUGGUAGUCCCUGGAAACCCCACCCCUCGUCUGGUAGUCCAGAUCAACACUGGGUUACGAACCAAUCUCCACCAGACCCAUGGGGAGCCCUGCCCUCUAAGUCCACAUCUAAAUCUACUGAACAACCCUGGAGAAGUCCAAUUCGGCCAGCCUCAGCAGGAGUCGACCCAUUUUCCAUUCCUGAGGAAGAGGAACCUGGAGACACACGACCUAACAGUGUGUUCAGCCCUCGCUGUGAGAGUCCAACAGAUAUAGAUCCAUUUUCUGACUUGGUGGUGGGUGGGCAGGUAAAUGGAAGAGUUGAAGCAAGUUCGGUGACCUUUGACUGCUCUCAUCUUGGCCCUCCACUGGAUUCAGUGACUCCUAGAAAGUGCUGCACACCAGAGGCAUUUCUUGGCCCUACUGCUGCAUCACUCAUCAACCUAGACACACUUAUUCCCUCAAAACAACACUCACAAACACAUCCACUCAACCCCUCCAAUAUACCAGCCAAGAGCAAAAACCCCUUCCUCUCAGGUCUGAGUGCUCCAUCGCCCACUAACCCUUUCCACUGUGACCAACGCAGACUGACUCUGAAUCAGAUGCGUCCGAACUCCACUUCCCCACUGCCUGCUCAUGCUUUGCCUGGUGCUCUUCCCUACAGUGCCUCUCUUCCUCUGCCCUCAUCCCAAAACACACCCCAGCCUCCAGACCUGCCCUCUAACCUUCCACAGCCAUUGUUGCCCAUCUCCUCUAUGCCUCGCCUCCAAACAGCCCCCCAGCUUCAGAGCCACAGCAACAAUCCAUUUCUCUGAAGGCCAAAAAUUACUUGAAAGAGAUCAGGCUGUUAUGAAGGCUGUUAAUUACAUGCUCAGUUGGAGCUAAAGUGAAACAUACUGAAAUAUGUACUAAAAUUAAAUUCAAUGUGAACAGACAAAUCUGGAUUUAGCAUAUUGAAAAUAACACAAUUUGAAUGUAAUAAAAUCACACAUCAGGCUUUAGAAUAAAAUUGAUCCCUGAAUUAAACGAUAUAUAAUUCAGUAUUUACAGAAAUGAUUUAAGGUACCUGAAAUAACUGAUUAAGAUACCAUACUCUUUUAAUGAAGUGCUAACAGAUACUCCAUCAUCUACAGUCUCUAGCAUGCUGCUUAUGAGAUGGAGUUCAGCUGUCACAUGCUGCUUAUGAGAUGGGGUUUUGCUGUCAAUCAGCAUGGCUCUGCCCCUUGCACAACCAAAAGGACCUGUCAAUCACAAGGACACAAUGGUCUCAGGCCCGAAGAGUGCAGAACUAGGCUAUGACAGGGGGGUAAGCAACAUUUCAGGAAACCUGACGUGAACUAAUUUUGUGUUUCUCUUCUCGCCAACUUGUUUUCUAUUGCCUUCUGUCUAUGGAUACUUGUCUAUUCAGGGUCCAGCAUCGAUUGUAACCCUUGGCUUUUCCUCACAGAACCAUGUGCCUGACUCAAUGGCUUGUCCACAAUGCACUGUGGGUGGGGGGUUGAGAGGGGUUUCAUCUCCACACAACUUGGACCUCAGGAGCCCUGCUAACCAAAACCUGCACAACCAAGUAACUGCUCACAAGUAAACAGUCUAUAUGUGGAGAGAUUUAACUAAAAGAAAAGCAAUGGGUAAAAAAAGAAGGAUAAACGAAGCUAAUCUGGUUAUAUAUUGUAAUGCUGAACUACUCUAUGCUGUUCUUCUGUUGAACAAUAUAUUGAUUUAUUUAUAAAUACAAGCUUUAUUGGCUACCGCUGAAUGAGUUAAGUGCAUCCUGUAAGGCAAAUACUUUGAGGUUAAUAUUUAAUGAAGACACACAUGAUAUACAGUAUAUCAGUAAGCGACAAUAAAUGAAUGUCAUUUGCAUUUAAAUGUGUUACACAUGAUUUAUUAGAGCAACGACUGAAUUUUUUAAAAUAAUUAUUAUAUUAAUGUGUUCAUUCUCAAACACGAUCAUUUCUCUAUUACCUGCUCUCUCACAGACCCGUUCGUGGGUACACUGGGUGGGUUUUAAAAAAUGGAUUAAAAACAUUUUCUAACAUCAAUAUACAGUAGUAAAGUAUUCUGUAAAGACACAUCUAUUUACAGGCUUUGUCAGUGUCUUGUAACAGAGGUAUUCCUUGGGGGAAAAGAAUGAACAGUUUGCAAUUUCUUACUAACAUGACAAGCUACUGAGAAAAAGGUGAGGGAACGACUGUUUUUAGCUGCUAUAAUAUAAGCACAUGUGUCAUGUCUUGUGUAGGCAGAUGAGAGACAGUCAUUAAGCCCAACAUGUCUGUACCUGCAUUGUGUGAUGACUGCAGUUUAGCAGGUUUCAGGUACACCUGCUAAUAUGUAUGUCUGUGUAGUUAGGAGAGUUUCUGAAGUUAAGCAUGAAACUACACAAUGCUCUGGCCUAUCUAUGUGAGAGAUAAGGACGCUUUUGACAGACUUUUAAGAUGGUAGCUAUUAAAUGUUGAUAGUAAAACUUUCAAUAAAAGUAAAAUAAAAUAAACUUUGGUAAUUAAAAAGGAGUUAUUUACUUUGUAUAGCAUUACUUUACUUUUACUUUACUUUACUUUAUUACUUUAUUGUCCCCAAAGGGGAAAUUCUUUUCCACAACACUGUACUUGUUCGACACACACAACAUAAACAUAGACAGUCAUAAUACACACAUGUCAAAAACAAUAGCAUUAACAAAUAUCUUGGUAUAAAUGGAUUAAAAAGUAAAAACUAAAACCAAAAGAUACUAUUUUCCUGUUUUAAUUUUUUUAAAGUUUUCUGGAUGACUGAAGUUUCAUUGAAUUAGUAAAAAGUCCCUAAACAUUAAGUCUAGCUCUAGUCUUUUCCGAAUGCUGUGCAAUCAAAUGAUACAAUUUAGAAGCAGCUAACGCCGAAGUCUUUUCCUUAGAAUGCGAUUGCU